Molecule: messenger RNA, 3468 nt
Organism: Lodderomyces parapsilosis
Lineage: Eukaryota; Fungi; Ascomycota; Pichiomycetes; Serinales; Debaryomycetaceae
Gene: SIZ1
Product: SUMO ligase
Exons: 1
Coding region: 1-3468 (1155 amino acids)
Biological process (GO): protein sumoylation
Molecular function (GO): zinc ion binding; SUMO ligase activity
Source: RefSeq, a predicted model, not a curated record
AUGCCUACUCCUCUCACACUCUCACAACGUGACGUUGAGCGUACCAUACAACGAAUAAAGCUGUCAAAGAUUUCACAUUUGAGAAGCCUUUGUAAACUUUUGGCACUAGGUUUUGGAGGUACAAAAGAUGAGCUUAUUAAAAGAGCUUUGCUAAACCUUGAGGAACUGAAAAAUGUUGAUGAAGGGGUACGACUUGCAGCUAUAAAUGAAUUAAUGAGAAGAAUUGAGGAAAACGAGCAGUUAAUCACUUAUAAUGAAUUGUACAACUACUACAAAAGUAUAGGUAUUUCACGCGCUGGUACCCCGGUGUCCUCUUUGGAGGGUGGAUUACAUCUUCAGGACUCACACCCGGUAAAGGAUCAUCACAUCAACUUUGUUCAAAGUCCAUUUUUUGAAUUAAUGAAGCCAGUUCAUGUUUCACCACAAGCGUGUCGACCGAAGAAGAAGAGAACCGAAUUGAAUAUUCAGUUUAUGUUUAAUGCUGUGGAACAUAGAUUAUUGAAAAAAGAAGACCCUAGUAUACGAAUUUACUUACUUUGUGGUCGAAAGAUGACUGAUGGACGAACAUCCGAUAACAUCAAGAUAGAGUACCCAAGUCCGCAUUAUCUAACGGUGAAUAAUGAACAAUUAGACAACAGAAAGUAUGGGGGCCUUGUAAAUAAACCGGGAACAGCGAAACCAGUUGAUUUGACGGAAUAUUUACUUGGCCCUCCUGAGUUGAACAAAAUUCGCAUAAGUUAUAUGGAUGACACCUACACUUACUAUGUUUAUUUAUACUUCGUGAAAAUAAUACCUUUUGAAACUGUUAUUCAAGAGAUUCUUGACCAUCCCAAAAUUCCCAAACAACAGGCAAUUGAGAUCAUUAAGAAAAACGUAGAGGACUUGAGUCGAGAUGACAUUGAAAUGAAGGAUAUCUUAUUAACUUUGAGGGAUUCAUACACUUAUGCCAAAAUCAAUAUUCCCAUCAAAACGAAAAACUGCAAACAUCUCGAAUGUUUUGAUUUGAGAUAUUUCAUGAUUCAGCAGUACGAGUCACCAACUUGGGAGUGUCCGCGCUGCUCAGAACCGCUCGAUGUUUCUGAUUUGGCAGUUUGUGAAUAUGCUGAAGAAAUCGUCAAUACUAUAACCGAAGACGUUGAUUAUGUAAGGAUAACAAGAAAUGGCUCAUGGUGCCCAUAUGACGAGAAAGAGGAAUUAGCGUUGAAAGCAAAACCAGAACAACCAAACCAAGAGGUGAAAGCAGCGGAGACUGAAGUCAAGGUGAAGUUAGAGUCCGGUGUUGAGGUCAAUGGUAGACACGAUGUAGUGAUCGUAUUGAGUGAUGAGGAUGAUGAUGAUGAUGACGAAGAAGAAGAAGAAGAACGGCCAACGGCUGUUACUAUAGUUGAAGAAGUUAAUGACUAUAUUGAAACCAAGCUUCUGUUGGACGAAGUUUCAAACAAGAUCAAAGUUGAAGGUAAAGCUCGAGAAAUAAUUGAUGCCCGCAAGAAUAUCAAUCAACAAAUUGAUGAAAGUAGAACUGAAGGUUUGGCAGUGAUGCAAAAUCAACCCGAUGUACCGUGUGUCCACCUUCAUCAACAUCAACAACAACAGCCACAAUCGUUGCAGCUACAGGCCCCUCGGCAAUUUUUUGCUAAGUCAGGUAAUGGCACACCCUUGUUUGAGGUACUGAAGAUGCAGAAUUCACCCCCUGUGCAUGUGGUACCUCUACCAGGGACCCAAGUUCGUACAACAUCAACUCCAUUAGCCAGUGGCUCCAUAAAUAUUGGAACUGAUGAGACAAGCUUUCUUAACAACAACCCGUUAGAUCACGACGCUUUAGUUUCUACGGAAGUUUCCAAUUCCGGGGCGACCACGGGCCAAAUUCAUGCAAUUCUUUCAAAUCAUUCUCGUGCCCAAAAUGAGAGCAAGAUGAUGCAACUAAGAAAUAAUAAACAGCAAGACUUUGUCCAGAGUGGUAAUAGGCGAAACGUAUUAACUUCAGAUCAACAAAACAUGCAGCAAAAUAUUCAAGUGUUGACACAGCAGCAGCAGCAACAACAACAGCCAUCAAUAUCGCUGCAGCCACUACCUCAGGAGGCAUUUGCGCAACACCCCCAUCAACAUCAGCAUCAAUCGACAGCACUGAACUUCUUCCAAAUGAGUCGUUCAAUAGCGCAAGCGCGAUUGCAGGUUCAACAAUCGCAUGCACAAAAUUCAUCAAAUGUAGAAAACAAGCAUUCCAUCCCUCAAGUGAUAGAAGUUAGACACUUGCGAGUAUCUGGUACACAGCGGAUUCCUCAAAAUGGAACGACUUAUCCGCAAAACGUCCCUGAAAUAAACAAUCUGAUAUUGUCACGAACUCCUACAGUUAAUACCCACAGUGUACAUCAUUUUGCGCCUUCUUCACCCAAAGAUCAUAAUACUAAGGUUGGAAACGAAGGAAUAUCGCAAAAGGAGCAGAAAAUCGGGAAAUACCAGACUGCGCGAGAAACACAUCACGAUGAAAAUGUUGGACUAACGAGCAACGACAGACGUCAUAAACAUGAAAACGAAAUCGACGAUGCAACGGAUCAAUCUUUGAAGAGCUUAGGCUUGCUUCCAAAUCGAGACUACAAUGGUAGCACAAAAAGUAAAGCACUGAGCACGAAUAGGUCAUUGAAGAAUGGCCAUUUCAUACAUGAAGGCAAUAUCUCUGUUGAAAUGAUGAAAAGAAGUGUAGGAAAGAUUAGCAACGAUUCGACUUCCGAACCACAGUUUAAUCCAACUGGCAAAACUAGCACGUCAGCCGGUAACGCUAAGUCAAAAGACACUUUUCUCAAGCAUCGGGUUGACGUGAUCGGACAAUCAUCUUUCCCCGAUGGGCCACAAGCAAUCCAACAUAUAUCGGCUAAUGGUGCUGAAAUUAAAGAAUUUAUCACUAGGGACAAUACCAAUAUUUUCAACACCAACCAUGGACAACAGUCAAGUCACAAUACAAUUAAAGUGCCAUUUACUAAAAUACCACCAGCCGUGGAUUCGAAAUCCAGCACUUCAAAACAACCUCAAUCAGCCCAUGACAAAAUGCAGAAACAAUAUUCUGCACUUUUUAUACGCUCGCGCAGACCACAUCCUGCAAUGAGAAUGUCUUCUGAGAAGAGUGUAGAUCAGGCGAAGGAACAUAAACGUGUAGUGGGUGAUCAAGUGGGGGUGAAGACGGUGGCUGCAAAGUCUUUGCUUAAUGAGUAUUUAAGGGACUUAAAUCCACCGAUUGGGGCUAUUGAGACUGAAUCGCACGAUUCAGUAACUGGAGAGUCAAUUAAUAAUGGAGAUGCAGACAUUGGUAAUUUAUAUGUUGAGGACGAAGAAGGGUUAUCAGCAGAAACGGACAGAGUAAAUAACGAUCCAGAGUACCCCAUGAGCCCAAACCUCGAGACCAGUAUGCUCUGCACAGAGGCUGUCUUUGAUAACACACGGCCAUUCCACUCGUCUACUACCACUCCAGUUUAA